Pyricularia oryzae 70-15 is the source of this 218-nucleotide messenger RNA. RefSeq lists its product as uncharacterized. The transcript is spliced from 2 exons. The annotation marks the transcript as partial. Lineage: Eukaryota; Fungi; Ascomycota; Sordariomycetes; Magnaporthales; Pyriculariaceae. The record is from RefSeq and is a predicted model, not a curated record.
CACAAAAGUGUCAGCCUGCAACGUGGCUCUUCUUGUCGUGGCCGAUCGUCGAGCAAAAUAUCGAGUGAUGGGUGGUGUCAUAUGGACCUGUUUUCGAGCCAACGGUGCAGAGAAAGAACAUCGUUGCCAAGGAGAACACAGGCAGAGAGACGAGCUGUCAGAGACUCGCCCGGCUGGUAGCUCCCGCCCAGGACGCAGCUAUAUGAUGAAUGAGAAAU